ACUUCACAAAUGAGGAAGUUCAUAGCCGAGCUAGUAGCAGCUUCCUUUUACAGCUUUCGGAGGCAGAGGAUGAACAAGUGAAAGAAAGGACUUAAUGGUACGCACCAUGAAAAGAUGAGAAUAGCCAGAGAGAAAAACUGAGUCUACUUUUGGUUUGCUGGAAUAUAUUUUAGGAGCAGAUGCAAAACUCUUGAGCUCAGACCCCUGGGUUAGAAACAGGAUGCCAAGUUAUCAGCCUUGGUUCCAUGGUACUAUAACUCGAUCCAAAGCUGAGGAUCUUCUUUCCAAAGCAGCAAGAGAUGGAAGCUUCCUUAUCCGGGCCAGUGAGUCCAUACAGGGAGCGUAUGCCCUCUGUGUUCUAUACCAGAACUGUGUGUACACAUACAGAAUCCUGCCAAGUGAGGAUAAGAAGCUCUCUGUCCAGGCAUCUGAAGGAGUUCCUAUCAGGUUCUUCUCCAUGCUGCCGGAGCUGGUGGAGGCGUACUACAACCCCAACAUGGGUCUGGUCACACAUCUGCAGUACCCCGUCCAGAGGGAGGAGGAGGUGGAGGAGGAGCCAGAAUCCAAUAAUCUCCCUCCGCAGCUUCCGCCCAGAAACUUCAUGGGCAAUGAUGUGAAAGACAGCGACCCUCAAAGACAGUCUUCUGAACAGGCCUGCAAGUCCUUAUCGGACACCUACCUGAUGAGACUGCAGUACAUGGAUUUGUCCACAAUACCAGAGGACCAUCAAAUGGCUCUCCAAGAAUACUUCAGGACCACAAUCUGUUCAGAUGCUGAACAAGUACAGUACGGUUACCCUCACCUCCCCGGGCUGAAAAAGCUAACGAUGGCAAUCUGCAAGAAUCUAAACAGUGAAAUUUCCCGCGUCCUGCCGGUUCUCGAGGUCUUUCACAGAGCGUUGGACCAACAGCUCUCCCCAGGGCUUGGACAAUAUCCAAAGCAAAUGUCUGGUGAUUCAGGUCAGUCUGUAUCUAACAGGCUUGAGCAGCUGACAAAGCUGCUCUACGCAAUAGAAGAUAAGGCAAAAAGCUCUCUGCUUGAGUCUGUUGGAUAUGAAGGAGGUCACAGGAAAUCUCUCAUACCCCUCGUUACGUUUGAGGUCAAGCAAGAAUCUUUGGGUAUUUCCACAAAGAUGUUCCUGAAAGUGGACGUUGAAAGUGGAAAACUCUUCUUAAAGAAGUCAGUGGAUGGCCCUGACGACAAAUUCUUUGUUCACAACAAAAUCCUGCAGUUGGUGAAAUCCCAGAAAAUGCAUGCCAAACUUGUCAUUGUGGCCGAGUCGGAGAAAGAGAAGAUUUUGCGUAAAGAGUUUGUCUUUGAUGACACAAAGAAAAGGGAGGGCUUUUGCCAACUUCUUCAACAAAUGAAGAACAAACACUCUGAGAAGCCGGAGCCUGACAUGAUCACAGUGUUUGUUGGCACCUGGAACAUGGGAAAUGCCGGCCCUCCCCACAACAUCGACUCCUGGUUUCAGUGUAAGGGCCAAGGGAAAACACGAGAUGACACCGCGGAUCACAUCCCGCACGAUUUCUAUGUCAUCGGGACUCAGGAGGAUCCUUUGGGUGAAAGGGAGUGGGCCGACACGGUGAAAGGCAUCCUGAGGAAAAUUACAAACAUCAGCUUUAAACAAGUGGCGAUCCACACUCUGUGGAACAUUCGCAUUGUGGUUUUGGCCAAACCCGAGCAUGAAAACAGGAUCUCACACGUUUUUUCAGACAGUGUGAAGACGGGGAUCGCCAACACUCUGGGAAACAAGGGAGCCGUGGGAGUGUCCUUUAUGUUCAACGGUACAUCAUUUGGCUUCGUCAACAGUCACCUGACCUCUGGAAGUGAGAAGAAGCUCAGACGCAAUCAAAACUACACCAACAUCCUGCGAUUUCUGAAUCUGGGAGAUAAGAAGCUCAAUCCAUUUGACAUCACGCAUCGGUUCACCCACCUCUUCUGGCUCGGUGAUUUGAACUACCGUGUCGAACUCCCUUCUACAGAAGCUGAGCACAUUGUGACAAAGAUCAAACAGCAGCAGUACCAGGAGCUCCUCAGUAAAGACCAGCUCAACAUGGAGAGGAAAGAUGGAAGGGUCUUCCUGCAUUUUGAUGAAGAGGAAAUCACGUUUGCACCCACGUAUCGCUUUGAAAGAGACACCAGAGAGAAGUAUGCCUACACAAAGGCCAAGGCCACAGGGACAAAAUACAAUUUGCCCUCAUGGUGUGAUCGUGUCCUGCGGAAGUCAUACCCUCUGGUUCAUGUCGUCUGCCAAGCGUACGGGUGCACCAAUGACAUCAUGACGAGUGACCACUCACCAUUAUUCGCUUCAUUUGAAGUUGGAGUCGCCUCACAAUUUGUCUCCAAGCAAGAUCCAAGCAGUGCACCUCAGGGUGGGAUACAGAUCAUGAACUGUGUGGCCACCUUGUUGACAAAAUCGAAGACCAAGUUCUUCAUUGAAUUCCAUUCCAGCUGCUUGGAGAAAACAGUGAAGACUUCAGAGGGAGACAACAGGGAGCACUCAGAUGGGUCAAUAAAAGUUUGGUUUGGCAACCAAGUUGAGCUCACCCCGAUCAUCUCUGACCCCGAGUACCUUCUGGAUCAGCACAUCCUCAUCUGUGUGAAGGCGACGGACUGCGACGAGUCGUAUGGGGAGGGUUGUGUUGCGCUGCGAGCUGCACAGUUCUGCUACACAGAGUUUCAGAUCUCGUUGACUCACCACGGAGAGAAGACAGGCACUUUGACAGGUGGCAUCCAGUUACACACGUCUGAGGGCAAACCCACAGAGAAGUUAUACGAUUUCAUCAAAGUUGAAAGGGAUGACACUGUCACCUCAAAAGGCAAAGGCGGUGACCCGACCAAGGGCUCCAUGACCCAAGCGCAUGAUAUUUCUAACCCCAGUUACAUGGGCGUAUCCUUCAGAAGUGGCAAUGUGAUAGAUAAAGGUUGGAGUUACAGCAUGCCACCUAAAAAUCUUCCACUCGCCGGACAAGGUUGUAAAGACAUCAAGAAGGGUGGCUAUGAUGUGGGCACACGCAGUCCCACAGGAAAACCCUUAAAUCCUACGAGUGAGGAUGAAAAGGUGUCAGAGAUGUUCGACAAUCCAUUAUACGGUUCAAUGGGAAAAUCACGGGGCAAGGACCAAGAGCACCAGCAGAAGGACCACCUCACACCAGCAGACGGAGACCCUGAUCGCCCCCCGCUGCCCACCCCACGCAACCGCUCCUUCACCUGCUCUGAGACCAAACCUCAGCCUACAGCCCCCAUCACUUUGCUUCCCUUGCCGCACAAGAAACCAGUGGUGCCUUCACGUUCUGAAGGGGGCGCCCCACACAACCGGCCUCCUUUGCCUUGCAAGGCUCGGCCGGGCGUGCCGGAGCCCCAGAACCCCAGAGACUACAGAGACAGCUCCGAACUCCCCUGCAAACUCAGACUGCCAGCGAGACCUGGCCAGCCACUGCCUCACAAAGACAUGCAUCCUGAAGUUCCCAAGAUGGGCCGUUCUGUGAAGUGAGACCGGGCUGCACCACAACUGUACAGCUUCCUGCUCUGCAUCUUUAGAAACUUUAAAUACAGUAAAAGCCUCAGCCGAUCACUCCCCUGCAAUAUGUAUGACUUAUGACAGACUGUUCAUUUGUAACAAAGGAAGAGUUCUACAUUUUGGUGAAUAUGCCUGUGCACUUGCUCACUGAGAGUGAAAGGUGAAGUGCGACACCACUUUCACGUCUGUAUGCGAAAUAUGACGCUACAGCCAGUUAGCUUAGCUUAGCUAGCCUGGCUCUGUGCAAAGGGAACAAAAAUCUGGCAACCAGCACCCCUAAAACUCAUUUAUUAACAUGUUUAUCACAUUUGUCUUAAUGCUAAACUAAGCUAACGUCUCCUGGUUGUAGUCCUACAUUAAAGGGCCAGUGUGUAAUAUUUGGCAUGGUUUAUUGUCAAUCUGAAUCUGAAUCUGAAUAUUCUACCCAUUAAUAUGUUUAUACAAGUGUAUGAUCGCUAUAAAAUAAAACUGAUUUGGUUUUCGUAGCCUUAUAAUUAUGCUUAUAUAUAUAUAUAUAUAUAUAUAUAUAUAUAUAUAUAUAUAUAUAGCAAGGGCCUUGCUUUAGUGAGGUCGCCAUCUUGCGCCGCCAUGUAUGUACGGCAGACCUGGUGGACAAUCCAGCCAGCCAGAGAACGCGUUUCGCGUGUAUAAAUGAACCAACGAAGACAGCGGGAGGAAGAAGGAGGAGGAAACAGCAGAGUGUUAGUAGUUCGUCGAUGGAGAGUAGUGAAAAGUUUUUUUAGUUAUAAAGUUUGCGAAUGGACCACACUUACCACGCAACAGGAGACAAUGAACCCGAACCGUCAUCUGCGAGGAAAAGAAGACGCAACUUCACUCCUUGUGAUGCACUCUCUGCGGCACUUUUCCUCCUGAUGAUAUAUCUCCCCAACAAUGGUAGCAGUAGCACCGAAUCCCAUUCUGUGCAUUCAGCCUCUCUUCUCGCCCGCUCAGCAUCAAACACAUGGAGUUCCUCAUCUGUAUGCUCCGGCUCAAACAGGUAUGGCUCUGGGUCUGUGUCCGCUACAAGAAACUCUUCAAAAUCGCGUUCAGAGUUGUCCAUUGCAGCUACUAUAGUCCGGAGAUAUUGCUAGGCUAAAUAAACAGCUGAGCUCUGUUUACCGGCUACGCUGUCAGUCAGUGUGCGGGCUGGAGAUUGAGCAGAGAGGGGAGAGGGCUCCCCACUCGGUAUGGUAAACGAGUAUGUGUGUAAAGUUAUGAAGUGUGUCUGUCAUGCUAGAAGAGUCAGAGUUUGGGACGGAGUGGAGUGUUACUGGAGUUUCUGGAGUGCUCAAAUAAACGGGCCUUUUUCCCGAACUCUCCUCUGGUCUCCUGCGCGUGAGGGAUUCAUUACAAUAUCGCAACAUGGUUUAGAUUUCUAAAUAAACAUUCACCUCGCUAGAUAGACCUACUCCUGAAAAAGUCGUGCGCAAGGCUUUUUGUCCCUACGAGGCCAACGUCAUUUACCCGACGGGAGGGGUGAGCGAGUGAGCCCUGCAAUCUAGAAUUUGACCACUGAUGUCACUGUUUUCAACCCAUUUUACACACUGGCCUUUUAAAAGUACCAACACGAGCAUGGCAUCAAUCAUAUCUACUUCAAAGCAAAAAGGUGCACUUUCCAAAAUGUCAAACUCUUCCUUUAAGGUGAUAAAAACAUUAGCAACACAUUUUCAGACUACCGCUAAGCUCGCAUUAAAAGGAAGGUUUGAAGUUAAACUCUGCUUAUAAAUAACUCUGUUACAUUUCACGUAGAGUUUCACACUAUACAUACAGAAGCUGAUGAAUGUUUACCGCACAGUAUUAUGUUGCACAGACGGUAACAUGUUUGCCAUGAAGAGAUGUACAAUAAAUGCUCAAAUAAAUUCAAA
Epinephelus fuscoguttatus (brown-marbled grouper) is the source of this 5388-nucleotide messenger RNA. RefSeq names its product inositol polyphosphate-5-phosphatase D (gene inpp5d). The record is from RefSeq and is a predicted model, not a curated record. Lineage: Eukaryota; Metazoa; Chordata; Actinopteri; Perciformes; Serranidae. The coding region runs from base 221 to 3496 and encodes 1091 amino acids. The transcript has 27 exons. Gene Ontology annotation, molecular function: phosphatase activity. Gene Ontology annotation, biological process: phosphatidylinositol dephosphorylation.